GCUGGCAAGUCUGGCAACGGUGAAGUGUCAAACAAAAAAUCAAAACAAAAAACCCAACAUCUGCCAAAGGAAGUGGCAGGAGUCUGCAAGAAGUGCCUGUUUUGGUGCAAAUUGGCUUUUCUGGCGACAAUUUCCUUGUAAUGGAGGCGGUGGUGUAGAGGAGAUGGGUUUCGAAAUCAACCGGUUCCAGGGCGAGGUCGACGAGGAGCUGAUCUGCCCCAUUUGUUCCGGGGUGCUGGAGGACCCAUUGCAAGCCCCUGAAUGCGAGCAUGUAUUUUGCAAAGCCUGCAUCACCCAGUGGAUAUCCAGGCAGCCGACUUGUCCAGUAGACAGGCAGACUCUCACCACAGCGCAACUGACCCAAGUGCCGCGAAUUUUAAGAAAUCUACUAUCGAGGCUGAACAUCAAUUGCGACAAUGUGCGCUUUGGUUGCACCAGGAUAACCAACCUGGAAGGGCUGGCCGCCCACCUGGAAGACUGUGAUCAUAAUCCUAAGAGGCCGGUCCUUUGUGAGCAGGGCUGCGCCCUGGUUAUUCCCAAGGACGAGCUGAAGGACCACAACUGCAUCAAAGAGCUGCGGACGCUCAUCCAGAAGCAGCAGCAGAAAAUGAACGAGUACCAGCACGAGUUUCACGACUUGCGGCUGCUGAUCAUUGAGCAGCGGCGGGACAUGCAGUUGUUAAAGGAAUUUAUGCGGGCCCUCAAAGUCUCCAACCCCUCUAUGAGGGCGAUAGCGGAUGCCAUGGACCGGGACCAGCAGGAUAGAGAGGUGUUGCGAUGGAGCAGUUCGCUCCAGCGAGCCCGAGUCACCAGAUGGGGCGGCAUGAUCUCUACGCCCGACGAAGCUCUACAGAGAAUGAUCAAGCGCACGCUAACCGAAAUGGGCUGUCCCUUUCACAUUCUGGACGAUUUAAUGGAGAAUUGCCACGAAUGCCGAUGGCCGCCUGGUUUGUGCUCGCUGGAAACGCGCCAGAACAACCGAAGACAGUAUGAGAACUACGUGUGCAAGCGGGUGCCAGGCAAGCAGGCUGUUCUAGUGCUGCAGUGCGAUAAUCAGCACAUGGGUGACGACAUGAUGUUCGAGCCAGGCCUGGUCAUGAUUUUUGCGCACGGGGUCGAAUAGUCCCCGCCCGCCGACUGUUACAUUCCUACUUACUAAUAGUACUUUAAUCAUAAACUCCUUGAAAAUGGCGCGGUUUUGGUUUGCGUUCAGAUCGUUUAUAUCGGGGGUUUUCCUGCUGAUUUUCGGUUGGUUUUACAGCUUUAGUGUGGUUUUCCUGUGCUGAAACCGUGCGUAGUGUGGUGUGGUCCGCUGGAGACGGCAGAAGUGUAUAGUGCGCUAGUCACGCGAUCGUUGUUUGCGGUCAAUCGCAAGCAAUCAACGGUCCGUUUUGUCGGUCGGGGAUGAUGGAAAGAUGGCCCACUUCGCCGAUCAACAAAAAUGUUAAAUGUGAUGUUCGAUUGCAAUGAAUUCGCCUCUACUAAGUGGUAGAUUUAAUUAAGCUGAAAUGGCCUGGACGAACCAGGGCAAGUGUUUAAGGAAUGUUCGUGGAACCGUCCAGGUGGUUUGCGCUAGUUUUUUUUAUAUUACUACUAUUUGUGCUGAAUAAAUUAACUUUUUAAGUA
This is a messenger RNA of Dendroctonus ponderosae (mountain pine beetle), 1626 nucleotides long. It is a transcript of the gene elgi, whose product is annotated as E3 ubiquitin-protein ligase NRDP1. The transcript is spliced from 7 exons. The record is from RefSeq and is a predicted model, not a curated record. The coding region runs from base 164 to 1123 and encodes 319 amino acids. Gene Ontology annotation, molecular function: ubiquitin protein ligase activity. Gene Ontology annotation, biological process: regulation of canonical NF-kappaB signal transduction; tumor necrosis factor-mediated signaling pathway; protein K63-linked ubiquitination. Gene Ontology annotation, cellular component: plasma membrane signaling receptor complex. NCBI's taxonomy places the organism in Eukaryota, Metazoa, Arthropoda, Insecta, Coleoptera, Curculionidae.